This is a messenger RNA of Helobdella robusta, 480 nucleotides long. RefSeq lists its product as hypothetical. Lineage: Eukaryota; Metazoa; Annelida; Clitellata; Rhynchobdellida; Glossiphoniidae. The record is from RefSeq and is a predicted model, not a curated record. The transcript has 2 exons. The coding region runs from base 1 to 480 and encodes 159 amino acids.
AUGGCCAGUGCAAAUGAAAAGAGUAAUGGGUACAUCUAUGACUUACCAAGGUACAACAUUGACCGUACUAACACAGGGCCUGGGGGCAAUAGAUUGUACUUCUGUUUCCAAGCGGGUGGUUGUGAAAACACAAAGUAUUAUCAGUUUAUUGGAAAAGUCAACAGUACAAAUGGAAGCGAAAAAUGUUUUCAAAAAAUGACGCAUGAAGAAGCUCGGCUCUACCGUGAAAACUAUUCCUGCCCUGAUCCCCUACCAUCGAUCCAAUCCUCCCAUCAAUAUUUGAACAGAGAAGGACAGUUUGUGUCAGAAAGCAUGGGGUUAUUUGUUAAGAAUAUCAGUCAUGACAGAUCUAACGAAAAUUUUGGAAAUGAUGGCAACAUACCAAAUAACCAAUUAAAUGCAGAGGCUGCAGAGUUCGUGCCAAAUUUUACUCACGAUCUGAAGUAUUAUCAUCAAAUGUAUUACAAUCAAAAUCUAUAA